Molecule: messenger RNA, 1630 nt
Organism: Carassius carassius (crucian carp)
Lineage: Eukaryota; Metazoa; Chordata; Actinopteri; Cypriniformes; Cyprinidae
Product: chemokine-like protein TAFA-4
Exons: 6
Coding region: 896-1354 (152 amino acids)
Molecular function (GO): receptor ligand activity
Source: RefSeq, a predicted model, not a curated record
CACAGCAGGACAUUGGGGCAACUGAGGGUCACUGCAAAGACACUGAGGCCGGUGAGGAUCAUCACACAACACAGAAAUGGUGCUAGUGAGGGUCACCACUCACCACAAAGACAACGAGUCCGGUGGGGGUCACUGAAAGACAGCAGGGCAUGUGAAGGGCACUGGAGAUGGUGAGAGAAGAGGGCAAGUUUGAUUAUGAAGACACAGACGUGACAGAUGGUUAUGUUUCAGACACAAAUAAAGCUUCAAUCAGUUAGUGACUCUUUUUUUUUCUUGAUUAAGUCUGAACACAGUCUUUAGAUUAAUGUAUAAAAUAUUACAUUUAACAGAAGCCAAAAUUCUGCACUUAAAAGUUAAGCUAUUUACAUGUACUCCACAAUAAACAGGUAUUUUUAUAAUUAUAAAGCGCAUAUUAGACAGUUUGAAUAUCUAAAAAGUUAUUUUAAUUGGACUUAAGUUAAAUCACAUGUAUUGUUAUUAUAAACCCUAUAUGGAAAUGUUAUGGUGGUAAAGAAUAAACAUAGUUUCUUCCUGUCAUAAGCUCGUGCUAUUAAAUAUCACUGUCUACCACUUUACUAACACAAGUAAUCGCCUUUAGGUUUAGAGUAGUAAUAGAGAAGAUCUGAUUGAACAGAUGGUCUCUUGAUUAAGGUUGAUACUGACGCAUGCAGGAAGCGUUUUCCAGUCAACCAGUGCUGAAGUAUUACAUGAAGAGGAGAGACACGUUUUCCUGAAGAAAUACAGGCCUUGCAAAGAUGAUAACAAGGAUGAAGCAGUUGAACUUCAUACACUCUUUUGCAUUUGAUGGCUCGCAGAUGACAGAACAUUAAGUGAAGUGUCAUACUAGAUUCAGGUAUCCUCUUCAGAUCUACCAGUUUGAGGCAGAGCAAUUACCAUGGAAAAUGCAAGCAUGUCUUUCAAAAAAGAAACCUGCGUGGAACUUAUCUACAGGAAUAAAGUCAAGUGGAAACCAGGGGCUCUUCUGCUUGUGUGUGUGUGUGUGUGGCUUCUGUGCUCUCAGUCAGUGUCCAGCAGCAACCAAAGCUCUCGAGGCCAAACGGGCCGGUCUGAAGUUAAGCCGGGAACCUGUGAAGUGGUGGCAGCUCAUCGUUGCUGUAAUAAGAAUAAAAUAGAGGAGAGGUCUCAGACGGUCAAGUGCUCAUGUCUUCCUGGACAGGUUGCUGGGACCACCCAUGCCCAACCUUCAUGUGUUGAUGCGUCUAUCGUGCGGAUGAAGUGGUGGUGUCAAAUGGAGCCCUGCUUAAAUGGUGAAGAGUGUAAAGUGUUGCCUGACCUCACUGGCUGGUCCUGCAGCUCUGGGAACAAAAUCAAAACUACCAAGGUCACGAGGUAAAGCAACACUUCUGUGGACAUGUGAUGACAACUCAUAAUUUCACGCGAGCAUAUUUUAAAAUCAGACCUGCAAAUGUCAACAAAACUGCAUGCUUGAGCAGAAAUGUGCAAACUGUGAACUAAGACUGUGAAAAGAGUUAAAACGAUGCAAGGCACUGGCUUCACAAAAUAUUUCUAGUUCAAAUAAAUGCUGUUUUUUACACUAUUUGUCCAGAAUUCUGAAAAAAGUAUCACAGUUUCCAUAAAUAAUUAUGUUUUUAGCAUUGAAAAUAAUAAG